Zea mays is the source of this 1236-nucleotide messenger RNA. RefSeq lists its product as uncharacterized. The record is from RefSeq and is marked validated. Lineage: Eukaryota; Viridiplantae; Streptophyta; Magnoliopsida; Poales; Poaceae. Gene Ontology annotation, cellular component: chloroplast membrane.
CUUAUCCAAACUUCUCUUACAAAAAAGGCCCAGAUUUGUUGCGAAAUACCACACUCCGAGGGCCUUGUGUGAGGGGGAAAAUCAUCCGCGCAGAGGGACAGGGCACACGCACUCCGAGGGAGCGCAGCCGAGGAGAAAUAAUGGCCACGGCGACGACCCUCUCUUUCAGCGGCGGCGGCGGCGGCACUACCCUGCUCCGCGGGCACGUGGCCUUGACGUCGGGGCGGUGCUGCACGUUCCCGAGCUCGCGGUGGAGGCCGCCGCGCUUGUCGGCCUCCCGCGCGGAUGACUCCUCGCCGGCUCCGUUCGAGAUGACGGUGGAGGACGCGCUGAAGCUGCUCGGCGUCGCAGAGGGCGCGUCGUUCGACGAAAUCCUGCGCGCCAAGAACGCCGUCCUCGCCUCCUGCAAGGACGACCAGGACGCCGUCGCCCAGGUCGAAGCAGCCUAUGACAUGUUGCUUAUGCAGAGCUUAUCACAGCGGAGGGCUGGAAAGGUUGCUAAUAACCGCAUCCGCUUUGCUGAUGUUAAACCUGUAAAGAGUGCAGGAGCUGGGACAGUCCCACAGUGGAUGCAGGCAACCAUGAAGAAUGCACCCAUUACAUUUGAGACUCCAUCUUCGAGCAGCUUGGGCAUCCAGUCAUGUGUUUAUGGUGCACUAAUGGUUUUCACCUAUGCUAGUGGAAGCUCGACAUCUUUGCCGUCUGCGUACAGUAGCCCUGAUGUGCCAGGUUUUAUCCUAGCAACAGGAUUUGGUGCAUCACUGUAUUUUCUGGCAAAGAAAAAUAUGAACUUAGGUAAGGCGGCAUUGGUCACUGUCGGGGGACUUGCAGCUGGUGCGACUGUCGGAUCUGCACUGGAGAAUUUCCUGCAGGUUGAUCUCGUGCCCUUUCUAGGCAUCCACUCCCCUGCCGUCGUUGUCAGCGAAUUUAUUCUCUUCUCCCAAUUGCUGGUAUCACUGUUUGUUAGGUAGGAUCUGAAACCAAGCUGUCAUCCUGGCAUGUAAUUAACUGAAACGGAUCGUGUUCGAUCUUCAAAGGGUCAGGGAAAUGCUUGUUUUCCGCACAAGGUGGAAGCAGCAGCUGUGUAUAGCAAAACAAUACGUGGGCAUCUCUGUCCCUUAUAAAGACCACCUGUAUCUAGUCUAGUUCUCUCAAGCUCAAUCUCAAGUCUUUCAGAUAGAAGCUUGUAUGGAUUGCAGAAUGUGGAAUGUAAAUUCUUGGAUCAAUAUUCUGGAA